CACAAUGAGUUCGAUCUGUUGCAUCAUGGCAAAUUAUUUUGCUUUUAUUUCGCUGCUUAUUUAUUCCACACAAGCAGCUGGUUUGUUUGGAAACCGACAGACCAAAGUUCAAAUUUUGGACCCGAAAAUCGACGAGAUUUCCGGACUGGCCAUAAGCCGUGUUCACGCGAAUAUUGCUUACAUGCACAACGACAAGGUCGACGUCAAUCGGUUUUUCGCGGUCGAUCUAAUCACAGGAAACAUAGUAGCCACUUUCACCAUCAACAAUGCCACCAACGUCGACUGGGAGGACAUGGCUUAUGGCCCCUGUUUUGACGACUGUAAAAGCGGUACUUGCAGCACAGGCACAAACCCAGCCCGCAACUGUCUCUACAUCGGUGAUACUGGAAGCAACGGUUUCCGUCCAACCGCUAACGUCAUCUAUGCUGUGCAAGAACCAGCGAGUCUACAGGACGGGAGUGUAGAUCUUGUUGGAACACUCCGCUUCAACUGGACGGAGCCAGACGUUGAGACCCUACUCCUGUCACCUGACGCCCAGUUGUUCGUCGUCUCCAAGACUUUUGGCGGUAGGGGCAAGAUUGCUCAGCUACCAGCAACCGCCUGGAACUCUGGGAGCGUUGCUAACCUAGAUGUAUCACAGACGGCAACUUUACAAAUCAACACCACCAAUAGAGACCCUCUAGGGGGCGAUAUCUCACGUGAUGGGAGAGAACUCUUGAUUGUGGCUGAGUACAACAUCUAUUUUUUUAGGGUGACUGAUGGUGACUACAUUAAAGCGUUUGAGAAUCAGGUUCCCUCUACAUUUGAUACCUAUGAUAGAGUAGCGGACACACAAGCUAUCGCCUGGGCACCAGACCAGUUUGGUUUCUACAUUAUACCCGAGGGGAGGAACGCCUCAAUUUACUACUAUCCUCGUGUAGCCGACAUUGUUGUUGGAUAA
Messenger RNA from Physella acuta, 940 nucleotides. RefSeq lists its product as uncharacterized. Lineage: Eukaryota; Metazoa; Mollusca; Gastropoda; Physidae. The record is from RefSeq and is a predicted model, not a curated record.